This is a messenger RNA of Malassezia vespertilionis, 1026 nucleotides long. RefSeq names its product propionate--CoA ligase. The transcript has a single exon. Lineage: Eukaryota; Fungi; Basidiomycota; Malasseziomycetes; Malasseziales; Malasseziaceae. Gene Ontology annotation, molecular function: oxidoreductase activity. The record is from RefSeq and is a predicted model, not a curated record. The coding region runs from base 1 to 1026 and encodes 341 amino acids.
AUGAGAGCCGUGCAACUAGAGAAAAAGCACGGAGCCAAAGCGGGAGAGCGCCAGACUGUAGCUGUAUGCGACAUACCCCUGCCAAGCGUGCGCGAAAACAUGGUGCUUGUCAAGGUUCUUGCAGCCGGACUGAACCGCCGCGACGAAUGGUCGGCCAUGGGCCUGUACCCCGGUCUGGUGUACAAAAACGCAACAAUGGGCUGCGAUGCAUGCGGUAUACUUGUCGAUCCUCACUCGUUGGAGCCAUUGGAAAACACUUUGUACCUCCUGACACCCAUGCGCGGCUGGGAGAAGGAUCCUGCAGGGCCAGAGGCAGCGCUGCCAGGCACCUCCGCGUCCGCUGCCACCAACGAAUUCGGCGGCUGCGGUUUUGGCCUUUUGGGUGCGACCAAGCAAGUCGUCGGCGCAGGCACAUUUUGUGAAUAUAUUGCCGUGGACAAAUCCCAGCUCAUCCCUGCGCCCAAGCAUUUGUCUGCGGUUCAAUGUGCAUCUUUGCCGUGUGCCGUUCUCACAGCGUUUCGAGCGCUGUUUACCAAAGGCAAUGUAGGAAAAGGCGCAAACGUGCUCAUCACGGGGAUCGGCGGCGGUGUGGCCAUCUUUGCAUUGCAGCUGGCUGUUGCUGCCGGUGCGCAUGUGUUUGUCACCGGCGGCGCAGAGGCCAAAAUUGAGCAUGCAAAGCGGCACGGCGCUACAGGCGGCGCAUUGUACCGCGAUCCGGAAUGGCCCGCUCAGAUUCGCGCGAUGCUCCCAAAGGAACACGCGUGGAUCGACGUCGUGAUCGACUCGGCGGGCGGCGAUAUUCCUGCACAGUCUAUCCGUGCGGGGCUGCGCGACGGUGGCCGUAUCGUUAUAUACGGCAUGACAGCUGUGCCGAAAACGACCAUCGCGAUGCGCGAGGUGCUCAAGAACGUGGAUGUGCAAGGUACGUAUUCGAGGGUAACACUAACGCACAGGGUCUACUUUGGGUUCCGCAAACGAGUUUCGUGCGAGUGUACGGUUUGUGGAACAGCACAGAAUUGUGCCUGA